AUGUUGCCAGAAAAAACAGACGUGGUGGUGGUGAGACUCGCUCGAAGAGCCAGCCAGAGGUUUUGCCUGAACAAGAAGAGGUAAUUUUUUGUUUAGAUUGAAAAAAAUGUUUAAAAAAAAUUAUGAAACCUUGCUUUUCAAGCUAUUCAAUAUCAGAGUUCUUCAGUAAUAAAUUAAAAAUUGACAUCUUCCUUCUGAAACGAUCAUAAAUUUUUCAGCCAGCCCCAAAGAAAUUUUUUUCAGGAACCCGUGGCAAAAAGAACAAGAAAACAUUAGCUUUCGUAAAUUUCACAUUGCGAUUGGAUUUUCUCUGUUUUUUUAUUGUUAACAUGUUGAUAUUUUAUUUGAUAAUCAUAAUGUUUUUUUUUAAUUUCAUUUUUUUAUUGGUAUUUUUUGUUCUUCUGGUACUUAUUGACAAGUUUACAAGUUUCCUGCUCAAAACAAUAUUGAAAUUGAGUUCAUUUCUCUUUUUGCAAAUUAGUUUACUUUUCAGUUUUGUUUCCUGUUCGAAUAAACAUCUUUAAUUAUUUUUUGUUUUCAUAAUUUGAUUUUCAUUCUUACCAAUAUCGAAAUAAAAUGUAUAUAAAACACAAUCAAAAAUAGUUUGUCGAAGUGACAUUCUUCUCACAUAAAAAUCAAUCAAUAACACACAUCAUGUCAAAGAGCAAUCGGUGAGAGUGAUGGAGACGCAGAGAAAUUCUCCAGUUUAAAAAGAGACUGACUGCCACGUAGUUCACGUUUUCAUUAAAAAUUAUAAUCAUCUUUUUUUCAAUGCAAAAAAUUAGAUUUUCACGUGUAAAUGUCUGCGUCUCGCUCACUCUCGCCGAUUGCCAAUUUUCAUUGAGCUGACAUGUUGUGAACACAUCAACUUCCCAAAAAUUUCUCACAUAACGAUUUCUGGCGUGCAGCAGUAUUGUAUGGAUGCUCACUUUUUUACACAUUGUUCUUCACACACUUAUCUUAUUGCUUUUUCAAGAUGUGCUAAAUUCUCCCAAUUUUAAAAAUACUGUUUUUUCUGUCUGAAACACAUCAUUUGUUUGUAAUUUUUUGUUUUUCAGCUAUGGCGACCAUGUGGCAAAUUAGAUAUCCAGAAUUGAUUUGUGUGAUCUGUCAGGAUGACAUCAAACCACGAAAAAAUACGGCUUGUAGACCAUUAUCCUGCAAACAUUUUUAUCAUAAAACGUGUCUUCUGGAUUGGUUCAGAGUAAGUUUUAAUGCACAAAAUUAUUUUGAAUUGAAAAAAAAACAUUUUUCCAGCAUCAAACGGAAAAUUCGAUAGAAACAUUGUGCCCGUACUGCCGGCGGCCCACAUCUGUAGUUAUUGCUUUGGAGAACAAUAACAAUGGGAAAAAAUCUACGAAAUUUUACAACUCAACCGGCAGUAUUCAUAAUAAUCGAUAUAUACUUGGGAAAUACACAUGUAAAACUUGCCUGAUCGAAUGUUUCAACGAAGAACUGACAGUUUGUCGCCAAUGUCUUGAUCCAACGCACACUUUCUGCUUUUAUCAAAAUUCGAGUAGACCAGUUUGCAAUUCAUGUGCUCCCAGUCCUAUAGUUAGUUUGAAGUUAAUUUCUGAAAAAAAAACAUAUUUUCAGCCGAACAACGUUGGUGCAGAACCAGCUCAAGUGGUUACGAAUUCACAUCAAGCGAGUAGACCAAGUGGCACUGCACCAGCACAGGAGAUAGAACAAAACGGUUCUUGGAAUCUAGAAACUUUUGUUAUCUUAUUUAUUUUUGGCUAUUGCUUCCAUAUAGCGUUAGAGGAAAAUCGGUAAUUAUUAUAAUCACUAAAAGUAUUAUGCAAAAACUAACAAUAAAUUUUAUUUUCAAAAUUAAAAUAUAAAAAAUUUUGAGCUCAUUAAUGAAUCACCCUGUCCAUACGCUUUUUACCAUUAGUAAUAUUUUCCACAUUAAAAAAAUAUUUUCAUUGAUCUUUUUGAAAUUCAUCAUUCCGUUUUAAAAAAAUCACUGAAUAUAAGAAAUAUUGCGAAAUCGAAAAAAUUUUCUUCAUCUGUUUGAAUGAGCGCGUUGAGAUAUUUAUGUAUAUUCUCUGUUAGUUAUGCCUCUCUUUCUAGUUUUUCUUACAAUUUUUCAGCAAACGGGUAAUUGAAACAGAUUUAUUUUUUCUUAUUUAUGUUUGUUAAUUUUUUUCUUUAAAAAAACAUAAUUUUGCCAUAAAUCGUUAAUUCUCAUCAAUCUCAUAAUUUUUUUUGAUUUACUUGAAAUUGUUUCUUUAUUGUCUUCAAAUUAUACUAAUUUUUGAGACAACUUUUCUUUGGUCAAAAAUUUGCAAAACUGAAAGAUUUUCCAGGUAUACAAAUCCAUCUUUUUGAGCUAAAAUUCUUUUUAUUAUCAAUGCUGCCUACUAUUUCUAUCUGACAUAGUGUACAAGAAUAAAAAAUAACCUUUUUGUUCCCUUCUUGGAUUUGCUGUAAUCAAUAAUCAGUUUGUGGGAAGACAAAAAAGACACCCGCAACUUUUUGUAUGUCUGUCUGCGUUCUCUCACACUUUUCUUUCCUCCGCAACAACGGUUUGUUCGCUCGCAGCCAUUGCGUCUCUACUGCACUUCUAGCCGCUACUUGCGGGUUUUUUCCCGAGAUUUUGUACUUUCAUGCCUACAUUUUCUUCAAUCGGCAUACACUCUCGUUACUUUUUAAAAUUUGAAUUAUUUUCUUGCGUGGGAUGAUUUUUUGACCAUCUUUCACUAUGCGUUUUCACAUUUUCGAUGUUAUUCUCUCAAGCUUCUUUUUCUUCAAAACAUUACGAUUUCUGGAACUUUUUUCUGUGAUACAUCUUUCAAAAUUUUUUGUGUGUUUUCAGAUAUGGCAUAUGUAUGGCCAAUACAAUAUCCAGCAUUGGAGUGUGUUAUUUGUCAUGAGGAUAUAGAGCCAAAACAAAAUAGUGCUUGUAGACCAUUAUUCUGCAAGCAUUUUUAUCACAAAGAAUGCUUGCUGAAAUGGUUUGCGGUAAGUGAAGCAAAAUAUUUUAUUUUUGAAAAUUUUAUAAAUGAAUAUUUUCAGAUAGAAGCGAAAAAUAAGCAAUUGACGCAUUGUCCGUAUUGCCGUCGUGUUUCAUACAAAAUAGUAUCAUUGGAGAAUAAUGCGGAUGGGAAAAAAGUGAUGCAGUUCUACAAACCAUCAGGUAGCGCCUGCAAAAGUCAAUUUCAAAUUGAAGAAGACACAUGUGCAACUUGUUUGAUUGGAACUUUCGAUGAAGAUCUAACUGUUUGUCGUCAAUGUCUUCGCCCAACGCACACUUUUUGUUUGGCACAAAAAUUGGAGAAUUCGGUCUGCAACAGCUGUAUCGAAAUUGUUGAGUUUGAAAAUAUUCUUCCACAAAAAAACAUGAAACAUGUUUUCAGGUCAAUCCAGAAACUGCUGAACCGGCUCCGAUUGUCGCCGAAGAAGUCUCAGAAACAAGUGAAGAUAAUCGAAAAAAUGAGCCGCUAAAGUUGGUAUUGAUAAAGGUACGCGAGCAAAUCAGCGGUCCAAAAACAAGAUCGAUGGCAACAGCUUGAAAUUUGAAAUAAUAUAAAUUCCCUGGGGACUUCAAAACAAAUUUUGAAAAAAAAUUCUAGAAAAAAUUAAUACUCUAGUCUUUCUAAAUAUUUUUCAUUCUAAUUGUAAAAUUUUAAAAAUAUUAGUAACAAUUCUGAAUUUGAGAAAAAUCAUUGAUGAAAGUAGUUUUCAUAAAUAAAUAAAUGAAUAAUUUUCAGAUCGCCGAUGCUUCUUCUAAAUCUGGCCGUGCUUAUGCUAUUAAGACUGGUGGUUCUCAAGCACCAAAAAAAGCCCGUGAAGGUUAA
Molecule: messenger RNA, 3803 nt
Organism: Caenorhabditis angaria
Lineage: Eukaryota; Metazoa; Nematoda; Chromadorea; Rhabditida; Rhabditidae
Source: the annotation of a GenBank genome assembly